AUGGCGGCCACUACCUGCGUGUGGCUUGAGAAGUGCAACCAAAGACGCCCGGAGAACCGGGGUGCGCAGCUCGAUCCCCGGGACUGGAGGGGGCGCCGUGUGCCUGCCUCCAUCCCGGCCCCGCCCGCAGCAGCCGCGGCCCGGGGGCGGGGACCGGUUCGUUCUUCUACGGGCUAUAAAAAGGCAGAGGAUGAGAUGUCCCGGGCCACGUCUGUUGGAGACCAGCUGGAGGCACCCGCCCGCACCAUUUACCUCAACCAACCGCAUCUCAACAAAUUCCGCGACAACCAGAUCAGCGCCUGCCACCCCGCCCUCCCCCGAGCUUGGGGUCCUGUGAACACCGCUCUUACCUUCCUCUCCUUUGCAUCUAUCCUGUGCCCAGCCUGUCGCAUAAAACGCAUUCUGGUGGGCAUCCAGAGUCUGGGACUCACCGACUUGUUACCAAACACCUAUUGUUCGUCGCACUUGGCUCCGAGAAGUACGGCCAAGUACAGCGUGUUGACAUUUCUACCUCGAUUCUUGUAUGAGCAGAUUAGAAGAGCUGCUAAUGCCUUCUUCCUCUUCAUUGCCUUAUUACAGCAAAUUCCAGAUGUAUCUCCAACGGGAAGAUACACCACCCUGGUGCCACUGAUCAUUAUUUUAACAAUUGCAGGCAUCAAAGAGAUUGUAGAAGAUUUUAAGCGCCAUAAGGCAGACAAUGCAGUUAACAGAAAGAAAACAAUAGUGUUAAGAAAUGGUAUGUGGCAUACCAUUGUGUGGAAAGAGGUGGCAGUGGGAGACAUUGUGAAGGUCGUCAACGGGCAGUAUCUUCCAGCAGACAUGGUCCUGCUCUCCUCCAGUGAACCUCAGGCAAUGUGUUAUGUCGAAACAGCUAAUCUAGAUGGGGAGACAAACCUGAAAAUCCGACAGGGUCUGAGUCUCACCGCUGACAUGCAAACGAGGGAGGUAUUGAUGAAGUUGUCUGGAAUUAUAGAAUGUGAAGGGCCCAAUCGUCACCUCUAUGACUUCACUGGAAACUUGCACUUAGAUGGGAAAAGCCCUGUUGCCCUUGGGCCUGACCAGAUCUUACUAAGAGGUACACAGCUUAGAAAUACUCAGUGGGUCUUUGGCAUAGUUGUUUAUACUGGACACGACACCAAACUCAUGCAGAAUUCAACCAAAGCACCUCUCAAGAGGUCAAAUGUUGAGAAAGUGACCAAUGUGCAGAUCCUGGUGUUGUUUGGCAUCCUCUUGGUCAUGGCCCUGGUGAGCUCGGUGGGGGCCCUGUACUGGAAUGGGUCUCAAGGUGGAAAGAACUGGUACAUCAAGAAGAUGGACGCGACCUCGGAUAAUUUUGGAUAUAACCUGCUGACUUUCAUCAUCUUAUACAACAAUCUCAUCCCCAUCAGUCUGUUGGUGACUCUUGAGGUUGUGAAAUACACUCAAGCCCUUUUUAUAAACUGGGACACAGAUAUGUAUUACAUAGAAAAUGACACUCCUGCUAUGGCCAGGACAUCAAACCUUAAUGAAGAGCUUGGGCAGGUAAAAUAUCUAUUUUCGGACAAGACUGGAACUCUUACGUGCAAUAUCAUGAACUUCAAGAAGUGCAGCAUUGCUGGAGUAGCCUACGGUCAUUUCCCAGAACUGACAAGGGAGCCGUCCUCAGAUGAUUUCUGUCGGAUGCCCCCUCCCCCAAGUGACUCGUGUGACUUUGAUGAUCCCAGGCUGUUGAAGAACAUUGAGGAUCACCAUCCCACAGCGCCCUGCAUACAGGAGUUCCUCACCCUCCUGGCUGUAUGCCACACCGUCGUUCCCGAGAGGGACGGAGACAGCAUCAUCUACCAGGCCUCGUCCCCAGAUGAAGCUGCUUUGGUGAAAGGAGCUAAAAAGCUGGGCUUCGUCUUCACAGCCAGAACGCCCUACUCGGUCAUCAUAGAAGCUAUGGGACAGGAACAGACAUUUGGAAUCCUUAAUGUCCUGGAAUUUUCGAGUGACAGGAAAAGAAUGUCUGUAAUUGUUCGAACUCCUUCAGGGCAACUUCGACUCUACUGUAAAGGGGCUGAUAAUGUCAUUUUCGAGAGACUUUCAAAAGACUCAAAAUACAUGGAGGAAACACUAUGCCAUCUGGAGUAUUUUGCCACAGAAGGUCUGCGGACUCUCUGUGUGGCUUAUGCUGAUCUCUCUGAGAAUGAUUAUGAGGAGUGGCUGAAAGUCUAUCAGGAAGCCAGCACCAUAUUGAAAGACAGAGCUCAGCGGUUGGAAGAGUGUUAUGAGAUCAUUGAGAAGAAUCUACUGUUACUUGGGGCCACAGCCAUAGAAGAUCGCCUUCAGGCAGGGGUUCCAGAAACCAUAGCAACUCUGUUGAAGGCAGAAAUUAAAAUAUGGGUGUUGACAGGAGACAAACAAGAAACUGCAAUUAAUAUAGGGUAUUCCUGCCGAUUGGUGUCACAGAACAUGGCCCUUAUCCUUUUGAAGGAGGACUCUUUGGAUGCAACAAGGGCAGCCAUUACCCAGCACUGCACAGACCUUGGAAAUUUGUUGGGCAAAGAAAAUGACGUGGCCCUCAUCAUUGAUGGCCACACCCUGAAGUACGCGCUCUCCUUCGAAGUCCGGAGAAGCUUUCUAGAUCUGGCCCUCUCCUGUAAAGCCGUCAUAUGUUGCAGGGUGUCUCCUCUGCAGAAGUCUGAGGUAGUGGACGUGGUGAAGAAGCGAGUGAAGGCCAUCACCCUCGCCAUCGGGGACGGCGCCAACGACGUCGGCAUGAUCCAGACAGCCCAUGUGGGUGUGGGCAUCAGCGGGAAUGAGGGCAUGCAGGCCACCAAUAACUCAGAUUAUGCCAUUGCACAGUUUUCCUACUUAGAAAAGCUUCUGUUGGUUCAUGGGGCCUGGAGCUACAACCGAGUGACCAAGUGCAUACUGUACUGCUUCUACAAGAACGUGGUCCUGUACAUUAUUGAGCUUUGGUUCGCCUUUGUUAAUGGAUUUUCUGGACAGAUUUUAUUUGAACGUUGGUGCAUCGGCUUGUACAAUGUGAUUUUCACUGCAUUGCCGCCCUUCACUCUGGGAAUCUUCGAGAGGUCUUGCACGCAGGAGAGCAUGCUCAGGUUUCCACAGCUCUACAAAAUCACCCAGAAUGCCGAAGGCUUCAACACAAAGGUCUUCUGGGGUCACUGCAUCAAUGCCUUGGUCCACUCCCUCAUCCUCUUCUGGUUUCCCAUGAAAGCGCUGGAGCACGAUACUCCGUUGGCCAGCGGUCAUGCCACAGACUAUUUAUUUGUUGGAAAUAUUGUUUACACGUAUGUUGUCGUUACUGUUUGUCUGAAAGCUGGUUUGGAGACUACAGCUUGGACUAAAUUCAGUCAUCUGGCUGUCUGGGGAAGCAUGGUGAUCUGGUUGGUAUUCUUCAGCAUCUACUCAACUAUCUGGCCCACCAUCCCCAUCGCUCCAGAUAUGAAAGGACAGGCAACUAUGGUCCUGAGCUCUGCACAUUUCUGGUUGGGAUUAUUUCUGGUUCCUACUGCAUGUUUGAUUGAAGACGUGGCAUGGAGAGCGGCCAAGCACACCUGCAAAAAGACGUUGCUGGAGGAGGUGCAGGAGCUGGAGACCAAGUCCAGAGUGAUGGGAAAAGCAAUGCUGCGGGAUAGUAAUGGAAAGAGGAUGAACGAACGCGACCGCCUCAUCAAGCGGCUGGGCAGGAAGACGCCCCCGACGCUGUUCCGCGGCAGCUCGGUCCAGCAGAGCGUCCCGCAUGGGUACGCCUUUUCUCAAGAAGAGCACGGAGCUGUGACUCAGGAAGAAAUAGUUCGUGCUUAUGACACCACCAAAAAGAAAUCGAGGAAGAAAUAAGACGCGAGUUUUCCCGAUUGAUCCUGGGAAAGUGAUAUGGUUAGUUGCACCCAGUGUUAACACAUCUUGGUCAGAAGAGACUGGCAUCAGCAGCCAAGACACUGAAAAACACAUUUCUGUGGCCUUAGCCAAGCAGUUUGUUAGUUAUACAUUCCCUGGCAACC
Cynocephalus volans (Philippine flying lemur) is the source of this 3989-nucleotide messenger RNA. RefSeq names its product ATPase phospholipid transporting 8A2 (gene ATP8A2). Gene Ontology annotation, biological process: phospholipid translocation; neuron development. Lineage: Eukaryota; Metazoa; Chordata; Mammalia; Dermoptera; Cynocephalidae. Gene Ontology annotation, molecular function: ATP binding; ATP hydrolysis activity; magnesium ion binding. Gene Ontology annotation, cellular component: plasma membrane. The coding region runs from base 1 to 3825 and encodes 1274 amino acids. The record is from RefSeq and is a predicted model, not a curated record. The transcript is spliced from 40 exons.